Messenger RNA from Sycon ciliatum, 3808 nucleotides. RefSeq lists its product as uncharacterized. Gene Ontology annotation, biological process: regulation of GTPase activity; signal transduction. Gene Ontology annotation, cellular component: cytoplasm. The transcript is spliced from 12 exons. The record is from RefSeq and is a predicted model, not a curated record. Bases 267 to 3026 code for a protein of 919 amino acids. Lineage: Eukaryota; Metazoa; Porifera; Calcarea; Leucosolenida; Sycettidae.
CUGAUUUGUUCGAGUGCAUGACAGCACACAUGGUGGGUUCGGCCUGGGGAGCAGAGCGGGAGUGGUAAAAUGGGAAAGGCUUUUCGUGGGGGUAAAUACAUCGUUGGAAGAGCGCCGUGCUGUCAGUUGGCGCGUGGAAUGAAUUUGUUCGUGUGGAUUUUCAGAAGGUAGUUGAGGAAAGACGCACUUCCGACUGCAGUGAUUUUCUUUCUGACUGCACCCGGAACGUAGAUCUAUUUGACUGCCGUGGUACUGGUAGUGAGAAUAUGAUGUUAGCUUCGUCACCGGUCACGGAGGACUGCUACGAGAAUGGAGUUGCGAUGCAGGUAGCACGCUCCAGAUUUUACGUGUCCUCGGUGCGGAAGAGUCCCCGUCGUGCGCGCUCACAGACCCUGCCCACUCGUGCCAGGAGAGCUGUGACGAAACGCCUCAAACCAGAGAGACGGGAGACGCUGAAGCGAUCACGAACGGCGUGCAAUGAUAACUUUCAAACCGCCAGGGAUGAGCUUGUCAAGAAGGAGCAGUUUGACCAGGCCCUGGUUUGCCUGGAAGACCUGACCAAAAUGUGCAAGGGUCUGUACACGUAUGCCAAGAAGCGAUUUGCCAUCGAGAAAGAUUACGCCAAGAGUCUGCAGAAGUUGACCAGAUCCACGCUAGAUGCUACCCUAACACCGAAAGGAGUAGCGUUUCAGGGUGGUCUGAAUCCAGCCUGGCACACCAUACUGCAGUCAACCCAGGAGUGUGCCGAGAUGAAACUGUCGGCCACCGCCAAUCUGGAACACAGUGUCUUGGCGUCUCUAAGUUCCGUCUUUGAAGGAGAGCUACAGAAGGGGAGAAAAGAGCUGUCAUCCCAAGGCCACCAAAGUGCAAAGAACCUUCAAGACGUCGUCCAACUGCUUCAUAAGGCACAGACGGCAUAUGUGAGUGGUGCCCAAGACUGGCAGUCGUGUCUGCUUCAGCUUCACCGAGAGCUUGGCGGAGAAUGGCGUACGUUGGAGAACACCAAGCAGCGCGAUAAGGAAGCCGGACUGAGCCGAAAGUGUGAAGAAGCCAAGCAGAGCUACUUAGCGGCCAUUCGACAAGCCAAUAACACGCAGCACCUGCACCACUUUGAUCAAAUGCCACCACUGCUAACACAGCUGAGCGAGCUGAGCGAGGACAUAGUGCUGGUGGCACGCCAAUCACUAGUACAUCUACUAGAGCAAGCCGAGCUAUUGCAGAGAUCUGUUGCCAAGCAGAUGCCGCGUGUUCCGGUGGCACCAGCGCUGCAAGCGGUGCGUGGACUCGACCCGAAGAGCUACACUGACGACUUCAUCUUCUGUCACAUGACCACGGAAAUGGUGGAGCCGCCCCGACCGUUCGUCUUCGAGGAGUUUCUGAUGGAGGACGAUGCUGCUCAUCUGUUCUUUCAAAAGUCCCGCCAUGAGUGUAUACAAGCGUUUCCCAGCACGGCAACGUUGGAGAGUAACGUGAUACGACAGAUCGACAACGAUGGCUUCUUUGUCAGUUCCGAAAGUCUCUCACAGGUGGCUGAAAGCGACCGGGAUGAGAUGCGACGGAGAAUGACCACAUCGACGGACACAGUGCCAGUACCAAACAGUCGCAGCAGUGUUACAUACAUGCUAGCACUGCGUAAGGCUGUCAUGCAGACGAAGGGAACUCCCGAGCCACAGCACACGCCGACUAUGGAGGAGUCGGGCGGCUUUCCAACAUGGUUUCCGCGCCGACGAACUCCGUCGACAGGGAACCUGCUGGCGGGAGCAUCGAAGCAUAUCAAGCGUCGGAAAGACCGCAGCGAAACACCCGAGCGACAGGAGGUUGUGCGGGAAGUCGGUCGAUCCAGCUGGUUUGUACCCGAGGAUGACAAGAUGAAUGGCGAUGAGGUAGAAGCAUUUGACGAGCUAGAGUCCAGUCAGAGAGCAGCACGUAUGGCCAAAAGAUCAGCAUCCGAGGGCGACCUGAUGCACUCGUGCGAGUCAACUACUGGCGGCGAGAUCAACCCGUACGCCAGCGUUGAUAAUUUCACCGUCAGCCGGAGGUUGAAGCCGAAGCCAAUGGUGCCGCCACGGCCAACAGUGAUCAAGAAGAGAGCGGCCACGGCAAGUCCUAAGCGCGAGGCGCCGCCGUCCUCUCCUCCGCCUCCACCUCCGCCUGCACAGGCAAAGUCGGCAGCGCAGAGUAUGAGCACCUGGCGAAGUCUGGAUGUGGUGAGCGAGUCCGACGACCUAGGCUUUGGUGACAAGUUCCCGCCACCGCCACUACCCGGUGAGGAAGGUGACGUGUACACAGUGCCCACGUGUUUAAUGCCCGUCGGAUCACCGGGCAGUGCUUCGUUCAUGCCGAGCGACUCCUCAACGGCCCCCACCGCUUACCUGGCCCCGCUGCCGUACCUGAUCCAGGUGUGUGUACAGUAUCUGCAUGGUGAGCGGGCAUUGAAGGAGGAGGGCUUGUUCCGCGUGUCCGGCGACAUAACGCGCAUCCGGCAGCUGAAGGCGGCGUUUGACGCACUGGAGAACAACACCAACACUUGGAGCAGCGGUCGCUCGUUGGCUACGUUCCUGGAGGAGGAGAUCAACAAGGAGCGUGACCCCAACACGGUGGCAGGCCUGCUGAAGAUGUACAUGCGCGAGCAGAACUACAUUGACGGCAAGCAGUGCAGAUCGCUGGUGGAUGCAAUGUACCCGAACAGAACACUGGCUACCUUGUCUAACAGCACUGGCGAGGUGAAGGUGUUAGAGCUGGCCAUGAGAGAGAAGUUGCCGGCUGUUGAGGAAAGUGACCCCAUAAGGAUUGCGUCCAUCAGAACUAUCGUGCGCGAGGAGAUGUCUCCCGUUGCCCAGAGUAUUCUGAGUGCGAUGUGCAGGCUGCUUGCUAAGGUGGCCAAGCAGGGUGAGCAGAAUCGGAUGACCGGCCACUCACUGGGCAUGUGCUGUGGCCUGAGUGUGUUCCCGGCGAUGAGCACUGGCCAUGCCUCGUCCGUCUUGAGGUUCAUGCUCAACAACUGGAAGGAGAUCUUCACCAACUAGAACAGCUGGCCCUGACCUGUUGGGCAGCAAAGCAUGCCGGGCUUGCAGCCAGAGCCAUACUGAGUGUGCUGCCUGCCAUCAAUCACUACUGUGUUCAAAUAAUUAUUUCAUUGCAUAUCUUAUCAUAUGAACUGAGAGUAUAAUGUUGAGAUUUGGACUUUACUAUGACCCUAGGCAGAUAGCGGUGGGCUACUUUCCACAUGUUGAGCUUUAUAGUUGAAAAUCUGCUAACGAGAAUAACUAAGCUACUUCAGCACAUUCCACUUUAUAUCGAAAACAAAACAGUAUGCUGUCAGAUGUUUUGACACUUUUGAAGUAUAAGUAGACCCAGACACAGAUGUACUGCAUCUCUAAGUCAUUGGACUCUGGACUUUUCCUGUGGACCGCAGAAUGAAAGUCUCCUUGAUGGGCGCCCUAACCCCGUGCCGCAUAGCUUUUCUAGAUUAACUUUUUGACAUUCUCUCCGAUCAGACUGAAACACUAUAUUCAUUCCGCUUCACGCCUUCUGUAAGCUGGGCAAUGACAGCUUGCCUGAAUGCUCCGGAUAGUAUAUCCAGAGCAAGAAGGUCCUCAAUUUUCUCGAAUUUCUUCUAAUAAUCACGAUUGAUGACCAGGGAACCUUGACCCCUGCUCACCUGAUUUCUGACUAUUAAUAAUUAUUGUUAUGUUGGCUGUAUUUGAUGGCUAUAUUAUACUUUGAAGUAGGUAUUACCGGUAUGUGUAGCGAAUGAGCAGGCAUUGUUGGAUACGAGAUGAAACUGUGCGCGAGUCUGCGUGUUCGG